Molecule: messenger RNA, 1967 nt
Organism: Pyrus x bretschneideri (Chinese white pear)
Lineage: Eukaryota; Viridiplantae; Streptophyta; Magnoliopsida; Rosales; Rosaceae
Product: probable protein phosphatase 2C 22
Exons: 4
Coding region: 704-1765 (353 amino acids)
Biological process (GO): protein dephosphorylation
Molecular function (GO): protein serine/threonine phosphatase activity; cation binding
Source: RefSeq, a predicted model, not a curated record
UCCAAGUGUCAUAUAACUGUCAAUUUAAAUUUCAUGUUCAAAAUUUGACAUUCCUUUUUGGAGAUGAUCUUAUAUGUCAUUUCAAAAAACUUUAAAAUAUUUUUUAAAAUUUAUUUAAUCUUUGCAGUUGCUAAUAAAUAUUUGUGUACUUUUGCUUCCUUUUUAAAUAUAACAACCAGGUAUGAAGGAAAGUUUAUCAGGGAAAUUAUUGACAAGAUCACUAAACUACUCCAAAGCCCGACUCCAAUUGAAAUAGCAUUUACUGACAGCGCUAAGUCUCCCAUUUCUACGCUUCCGGGGAAGUUACCUGGCACUGGAUCUACUUCCGGCUCCAGCGAGUACCAUUGCUCCAACUCCAAGAGGAGGAAUGGACCCGGUCAGUAUCCCGAGUCAGUUGCCGCCGAUGGCGUUCCAGUGCCGUGCAAGAAAUCACUCGUUCGACACCCGUCUCUUGUAUGUUUCAUUCAUUCCUCUGCUUCUGCAUUUUUCCAUUUGGGUUUCUUAGAUGAUUAGUGAUUAAUUGUAUGUUUAAGCUGUUAAUUAUGUAGAAAUGGGUUCUAGAAUUUUGAUUAAUUAAGCUUACUUGCUAUGAGUAGUUCUGUUUUUCGGAGUAUUGAAGAUCUGUUUUCGUAGCGAUUAAAUUGUCGAUUAUAAAUUCUCUGGUCUUGGUGCAAUUGUUGAAUGUGUGAAUGGGAUUUUGCAGAUGAAGACGAAAACAAAAGAGAUGAAAGUUGAGCCGGGAGUUCAAGCAGAGGACUUUGAACCUGAUUUCAUUCCAAUUGUCCGCUCCGGAGCAUGGGCUGACAUUGGGUGUCGUUCAUACAUGGAAGAUGUGUAUGUCUGCGUGGACAAUUUUAUUGACGAUUAUGGGCUCAAGGAUCAUACCGAUGGCCCAAGCGCCUUCUAUGGGGUGUUUGAUGGACAUGGAGGAAAGCAUGCGGCUGAUUUUGCUUCAUCUCAUCUGCCGAAGUUCAUUUUGGAGAAUGAAGACUUCCCUACAGAUAUUGAACGGGUUGUCACUUCAGCAUUUCUGCAUACUGACACUGCCUUUGAGGAAGCUUGCACCUUGGAUGCCAAACUUGCUUCUGGUACCACUGCAUUGAUAGCUCUUGUCAUUGGAAGGUUGUUGGUGGUUGCAAAUGCUGGAGAUUGUCGAGCAGUGCUGUGCCGCCGUGGAAAAGCAAUUGAAAUGUCAAGAGAUCACAAACCAAUUUGCAGCAAAGAGAAGCAACGGAUCGAGGCAUCUGGAGGACAUGUGGAUGAUGGUUACCUUAAUGGGCAACUUAGUGUUGCUCGUGCCUUGGGAGACUGGCAUAUGGAAGGGAUGAAGGCCAGGGAGGGUGGGCCACUCAGUGCAGAGCCGGAACUUAUGACCGCAAAGUUGACAAAGGAGGACGAAUUCCUUAUCAUUGGUUGUGAUGGGAUCUGGGAUGUGUUCAGGAGUCAAAAUGCUGUGGAUUUUGCUCGUCGGAGGCUUCAGGAGCACAAUGACCCAGCCGCGUGUAGCAAGGAUUUGGUUAAUGAGGCUUUGAAGAGGAACAGCGCGGACAACUUAGCUGCUGUCGUCGUCUGUUUCCAACCACAGCCUCCGCCUAAUUUGAUUGCCCCUCUCUCAAUCUCAACAUCUCCGAAAAAUCUGGCAUUCUUUCCAAUGCAGCGCCCUGAUUCGCUUCCAGGAUUUCCAACCUCGUCGGUAAAUUCGGAAUUGCCUGAAGCAUUGUGCAAUUACCCAACUGUAAAGUUUGAAGCUUGGAAAGGCCAGUGACGAUAGGUAGUGCAGUAAAAUCAUUGCCUCUUAGAUCUAAAACUUCUAAAGAAGAUAUAGACCCGAGAUCCUCAGGAAUUGCAUCAUUUGUUAAAUUGGAGUUCGCAAGAGAGAUAUUUAAGGCACUUCAGUUGUACUAUGGAAGGGUGAACCUCGGACAAACUCUUGCAGUCUCUGAGUAUCAAUCUCUCGAGAUUGGGGA